AGGCGGUAGCAUACGGUGCCGCCGUGCAGGCGCAUAUCCUUUCAGGCGGCCGUUCCGAGAAGACGGAGGGUCUGCUUCUUCUCGAUGUCACUCCGCUUUCACUAGGUGUGGAGACGGCUGGUGGUGUGAUGUCUGUCCUUAUCGCACGUAACUCAACGGUACCCAUCCAAAAGUCACAGACGUUUUCCACGAAUGCGGACAACCAGCGUAAUGUGGAAAUUAAGGUGUAUGAAGGAGAGCGGCCUCUCGUGACUCAGUGUCAGUGCCUUGGAACCUUCACACUUACCGAUAUUCCGCCCGCACCACGCGGCAAGCCGCGCAUCACCGUAACGUUUGACGUGAACACGGACGGCAUUCUUGUGGUAAGCGCGGUGGAAGAGAUGGGUGGCAAGACGCAUGCGAUCACCAUUACAAAUGACAAGGGUCGUUUGUCAAAGGAUCAGAUCGAGAAGAUGGUACAUGAGGCAGAACAGUUUGCCAACGAGGACCGUCUGAAUGCCGAGCGUAUUGAGGCCCGCAACGCGGUGGAAAACUACACCUUUUCGCUACGUGCCACACUCAGCGAGCCGGAUGUGGAGGCCGGUAUUACUUUGGAGGACCGGCAGAAGAUUCAGGCCGUUGUAAACGCCGCCGCUGCGUGGCUUGACGAGAACCCCGAGGCCACGAAGGAGGAGUACGACGCCAAGAACAAGGAGAUUGAGCAUGUGGCACACCCAAUUCUCUCCGCCUUCUACAUCAAGCGUACGAUGGAGCGGCCGCACGAUCCAUCAACAACGGGAGGGGCGGCUCCGGAGGGGAACGGCGGCGCAGAUGCCCCGCCGCAGCCCACGGAUGUGGACUGA
This is a messenger RNA of Trypanosoma cruzi, 842 nucleotides long. RefSeq names its product DNAK protein, putative. Gene Ontology annotation, molecular function: ATP-dependent protein folding chaperone; ATP binding; misfolded protein binding. Gene Ontology annotation, cellular component: cytoplasm. The transcript has a single exon. Gene Ontology annotation, biological process: protein refolding; cellular response to unfolded protein. NCBI's taxonomy places the organism in Eukaryota, Euglenozoa, Kinetoplastea, Trypanosomatida, Trypanosomatidae. The record is from RefSeq and is a predicted model, not a curated record. The annotation marks the transcript as partial.